ACUGCGCAUGCGCGCCAUCUUGGACGUUGGAGGAUUAUUGAUCACUGUAAAGAGCCAAUGACAUUGAUUGUCAUGUGAUCAGCUGUGUCUAAUCACAGCUGAUCACAUGAGACAUCUACACUGAUGAUCAGUGUAGCCCCAUCAGUGCCACCUGUCAGUGUCCAUCAAUGCCACAUAUCAGUGCCUACCAAUGCACAUCAAUGCCACAUAUCAGUGUCCGUUAGAGCUGCCUUUCAGUGUCACCUAUCAGUGCUGCCUAAUAGUUCCAAUCAGUGCUGCCUAACCGUUCCUAUCAUUGUCAUGUAUGAGUGCUGCUUUUCAGUGCCCAUCAGUGAUGCCUGUCAAUGCCCAUCAGUGCCACCCAUC
This is a messenger RNA of Staurois parvus, 366 nucleotides long. The record is from the annotation of a GenBank genome assembly. Lineage: Eukaryota; Metazoa; Chordata; Amphibia; Anura; Ranidae.